Sphaerulina musiva SO2202 is the source of this 1773-nucleotide messenger RNA. Its product is annotated as Abhydrolase_3-domain-containing protein. The record is from RefSeq and is a predicted model, not a curated record. Lineage: Eukaryota; Fungi; Ascomycota; Dothideomycetes; Mycosphaerellales; Mycosphaerellaceae. Gene Ontology annotation, molecular function: hydrolase activity. Bases 194 to 1702 code for a protein of 502 amino acids. The transcript has a single exon.
UUCUCUCUCUCUCCUCUCAACAUACUUACCAUACCUAUUCCCUAUUAUCUCCUACCUGACCUGACCCUACAUCCAUCUCCCUCCUCCUCCUCUCCCUCUCCCUCCCUCCCUCUCCGCUCUCUCUCCGAAACUAGGUACACUCCGAUCGGUCUUCAAGGACAGGACCAGACGUAGACACCACCCAUCGCCCACAAUGGACUCCCCGUGGGGUCUCGUCAAGCUCAUCGCUCCCCAAAUCCCGGGUCUAUCAUAUGCUGCAGCCCAACACACCCUCGGCCUCAGCCCGACGGCAAAGUCCUGGGAUUUGCGAACGGAAAUUACGGUCAAAGUGCUCAAGGACAUGAUGAGUGGAGGGAGUGGCGGCAAGAGGAAGGCUCCGUCAAUCCUAAAGGUGCAGAAGCAGACUAUCAAAGAGCCAGGCAAGAAGGGCAAAACUUGGAUUGCAGACGCCACAAUUCCUCCGCCACCCCAGAGCGAUGAGGAUGGUAGCGAUGUCUUAGGUCUGAGGGAUAUCGUGUUCAAAGCUAUUGACGAUAUGGCGCCCAACAAGGAGGCGCUGAGAUAUACCAAGCCAGAUCUGGGGGAUCUCGAAGUCGAGUGGACAGGCUACAGACCUAAUGCGAGCAACGAUGAACCCCUACCGAACGUCAGUGAAGAGGAGAAAUACAAGCGUCUCAUGGCCGAACCAACUCGCACGAGCGAAGCCACGAUUCUCUAUCUUCACGGCGGAGCAUACUAUCUAUGUGAUCCCCGCACACACCGAGCCCUCACAUCCCGCCUCGCCAAGGAGUCCCACGGUCGCGUCUGCUCUGUCCGCUACCGUCUCGCCCCUCAAACCGCCUUCCCGGGGCAGCUACUCGAUGCCUUUCAAGUAUAUCUCUCUCUCCUCUACCCACCGCCCGGCUCCAUGCACGAAGCCGUGCCGGCCGAAAACAUUAUCCUCGCAGGCGACUCAGCAGGCGGGAAUCUCAGCUUUGCCCUGCUUCAACUCAUCCUGCAACUACAUCGCACUUCCCAAGGAGUUCCUCUUGUCCGUUUCUAUGGAAAAGAUGUCCACGUUCCCAUUCCCGCAGGUGCCUCGGCAAACUCGGGCUGGUUCGAUAUCUCCCGUUCCAUGCCCAGCAUCAAAACCAACGGUAAAUACGACUACCUCCCGCCCGCCAACCACGACGACGCCAUCUCCAUAUUUCCUCAAGACUCCGUCUGGCCCACCGACCCUCCCAGAGGCGACAUAUUCUGUGACUUGAGUCUCCUCGACCAUCCCCUCGUAUCGGUAGUCCUCGCUUCCGACUGGACCAAUUCUCCUCCCCUGUGGAUGUGCUGUGGCGAUGAGUUGCUCGCAGACGAAGACGUCGUGGUAGCGACACGAGCUGCGAAUCAGAAUGUCAAAGUCACUUUCGAGUGGUACGAAGCAAUGCCCCAUUGUUUCGCCAUGUUGUUACCCCAUCUUGCGAAUAGCAAGAGAUGUUUAGCCAGCUGGGGCCAGUUUGCUCAGAAAUGUACGGUUCAGACCGAGGGGGAGGCUCUACAGACCUGUGGAGUGAGGAUCGCUGCCAAGAGUGGAAAGGAAGACGUGGUCGAUGUGUAUGGUUUGAAGGCGGUGCAGUCGGAAGAGGUGACGAGACUUGUAAAAGAGGCGAAAGAUUUGAGAUUGAAAGGGUGGGAGAAGGAGGGGAAAGGGAUGCCGAAGCCUGCAUUGUAGACGGAUGAAACCUGGUCUGAUCGAGAAAUGGGAGGAGUGAAGGAAUGAGGAACUGCGAAUUUAUCAAAGAU